Trypanosoma rangeli is the source of this 636-nucleotide messenger RNA. RefSeq names its product GPR1/FUN34/yaaH family protein. Gene Ontology annotation, biological process: acetate transmembrane transport; succinate transmembrane transport. Gene Ontology annotation, molecular function: acetate:proton symporter activity. NCBI's taxonomy places the organism in Eukaryota, Euglenozoa, Kinetoplastea, Trypanosomatida, Trypanosomatidae. The transcript has a single exon. The record is from RefSeq and is a predicted model, not a curated record. The coding region runs from base 1 to 636 and encodes 211 amino acids. Gene Ontology annotation, cellular component: plasma membrane.
AUGUCAGGGGGGCAUGGGGUCGGCCUUGCGAAUCAGUUGCUUGCUACUCUUAAUACGAAUGAAGAAAAAACAAUGUUUCUGGAGGCUAUCCUUCAAAACAUUUUAAGUUCUCACGAUCUGGAAGUGGUAAGAAAGACUCGACAGCCUAAGAAACGUGUGAACCCUGCCCCUCAAGGGCUACUUGGAUUUGGUAUGUCAACUAUUCUUGCUAGCGCCCAUAAUGCUGACCUAUUUGAACUGAGUUCGGUUGUUCCUGCGAUGGGGCUGGUAAUGGGUGGUGGGAUGCAGCUUCUUGUUGGACUUUUGGAAUACUUCAAUGGAAACGCAUUUGCGGCAACCUCCUUCAUGUGUUAUGGCGCUUUUUGGCUUUCUCUCGUAGGAGUAUGGCUCCUUCCACAAACCGAGAACGACGUGCAUGUGAUGAAAACAGUCGAAACAUUUAUGGGCUUAUAUUUAUUGCUAUGGGGGUUGUUUACCAUAUGUAUGGCUUCUGUCACAUUUUUUAGCUCGCAUCGCAUGGUGCAGUUUCUCAUGUCUUCGCUGGCUCUCGGGAUUUUUCUUCUUUCUGCUGGCGAAUUUUCCAGAUGUAAAAUUGUAAAACAGGCAGGCGGUAUGUGGGAUUUGUUUCUGGAUUGA